CUCUGGCCAACUUUUAAGGCAGAAGGAUGAUAUAAAACCAAGCUCUGCUUACCAGCAAGGCACCUUCUCUUGUGUUAGGAGCACAUAGAGUUUUCCACCAUGAGCUUCACUGGAAAAUACCAGCUCCAGCACCAGGAAAACUUUGAGCCCUUUAUGAGAGCCCUCGGGCUCCCUGAGGACCAGAUCCAGAGGGGCAAGGACCUCAAGAGCAUCUCAGAAAUUGUGCAGGAUGGGAAAAAGUUCACUAUUACUGUGACCACUGGCUCCAAAGUGGUGAAAAACCAGUUCACCAUUGGAGAGGAGAGUGACAUAGAGAUGCUGAAUGGAGAGAAAGUGAAGGCUGUUGUGCAGAUGGAGGGUAACAACAAACUGGUCACACAGGUGAAAGGGAUGAAAUCUGUCACGGAGCUCAACGGAGACACCAUCACCUACACAAUGACCAUGGGUGACCUCACCUUGAAGAGAGUCAGCAAGAGAAUCUAGAAAGAUUAUAUAUGCCAAUAAUUUACUAUGUAAAAUGUGGCCAUUAAAAUAAAAAUUUUAUUGAGUC
Molecule: messenger RNA, 550 nt
Organism: Lonchura striata (white-rumped munia)
Lineage: Eukaryota; Metazoa; Chordata; Aves; Passeriformes; Estrildidae
Gene: FABP1
Product: fatty acid binding protein 1
Molecular function (GO): lipid binding
Source: RefSeq, a predicted model, not a curated record